This is a messenger RNA of Rubroshorea leprosula, 1911 nucleotides long. The record is from the annotation of a GenBank genome assembly. NCBI's taxonomy places the organism in Eukaryota, Viridiplantae, Streptophyta, Magnoliopsida, Malvales, Dipterocarpaceae.
AUUGCUUGUUGAAAUCAAGGAAGUCACUUGAACUCUUAUUAUUGCUUCAAUCAUGGAAUUCACGGUCGCUCGUGGUGGAGACCAUUGUUUUGUUGUCAAAGGAAAUCAUUUGCACUAAGAUUGUUGGGGAGAAAUUCUUUUGAUACAAUCAUUUGGAGUACUCUGCAGCCGCAGCCAUGCCUAGACAGCAAUUGCGAGUGCUUAUUGCUCUCGAUACGGUCAGGAUUCGAUGGUACCAUUUCACUGCAAUCGUGAUAUCUGGAAUGGGAUUCUUCACCGAUGCAUAUGAUCUUUUCAGCAUCUCCCUCAUCACCAAACUGCUUGGCCGUAUAUAUUACUAUGAGGAAGGGCACCUAAAGCCAGGCACACUACCUAUACAAGUCCUAGCUGCAGUAAAUGGCGUCGCGUUCUGCGGCACCCUAGCUGGACAACUGUUCUUCGGAUGGCUUGGUGACAAGAUGGGACGGAAAAGCGUCUACGGUAUAACUCUGAUACUCAUGGUUGUCUGCUCUAUAGCCUCAGGGCUGUCCUUUGGAAGCAACCCAAAGGGUGUUAUGGCAGCUCUUUGUUUCUUUAGAUUUUGGCUUGGUUUUGGUAUUGGAGGUGACUAUCCUCUUUCAGCUACCAUCAUGUCUGAAUAUGCAAACAAAAAGACUCGUGGGGCGUUCAUUUCUGCAGUGUUUGCGAUGCAAGGAUUUGGAAUUUUGGCCAGUGGGAUUGUGGCUCUUAUUGUGUCUGCUGCAUUUAAUUCUGCAUUUCCAGCCCCGGCUUUUGGUGAGAACGCCAACGUUUCAACCGUGCCUCAGGCAGAUUACGUCUGGCGCAUAAUUCUUAUGUUUGGUGCUUUCCCUGCUGCACUUACUUUUUACUGGAGAAUGAAGAUGCCAGAAACUGCUCGGUACACUGCCCUCAUUGCUAAGAAUGCCAAGCAGGCUGCCACAGACAUGGGAAAGGUUUUGAAUAUAGACAUUGAAGCAGAGGAGGAUAUGAUAGCCAAUGAUCGAGCAAAUUCGUUCGGCUUGUUCUCUAAGAAAUUUUUGCGACGACAUGGAUAUCACUUGCUUGGAACUACCAGCACUUGGUUCCUUUUAGACAUUGCUUUUUACAGUCAAAAUCUGUUCCAAAAGGAUAUUUUCACUGCAAUUAGUUGGCUUCCUCAACCAGAGAAGAUGAAUGCAAUUGACGAGGUCUAUAGGAUUGCAAGAGCGCAAACACUUGUAGCACUGCUUGGUACCAUUCCAGGGUACUGGUUCACAGUUGCUUUUAUUGAUACUGUGGGGAGGUUUCCUAUUCAAUUCAUGGGUUUCUUCUUCAUGACAGUCUUCAUGCUUGCUCUGGCCCUUCCUUAUUCUUACUGGAAGCAACAUAACCCAAUCGGAUUCGUUAUCCUGUAUGCUUUGACCUUUUUCUUUGCAAAUUUUGGACCCAAUACCACAACAUUUGUUGUCCCAGCAGAGAUCUUCCCUGCAAGGUUAAGGUCAACAUGCCAUGGGAUUUCAGCUGCAACUGGGAAGGCCGGUGCCAUAGUUGGUGCAUUUGGGUUCUUAUAUGCUUCGCAGGACCCCCAACAGCUUCUAAGAGAUAAUCCUAAGUACCCCAAAGGCCUAGGAAUGCAGCAUGCACUCAUUAUACUGGGUUGCAUCAAUGCCCUCGGAAUGCUGUUCACUUUCUUGUUGCCUGAACCAAAAGGAAAAUCACUUGAGGAGCUAUCAGGUGAGAAUGAGCCUGAAAAUGGUGAUAUGGAAACGCCUUGUGAUGCGGCUUCCGAAGCCAAUCUUCUAUAAUUUGAACAAGUUAGUUCAUCAAAGUUUGUUGUAAAUGCUAGGUAUGUGUGUCAUAAAUCUUGUGCACUUAAAUUGAACUUCACUUCCAGUGUUUUGGAAAGGGUGCAAAUAAUCCCUUUUUACAUUG